AUGAAAUUGCCACACUCCAGUAAACUUAAUCGAGCCACAGGGCAUCGCAUGGCUAUGUUGAGGAAUAUGGUCUCUUCUUUAAUUGAACAUGAUAGAAUCAAAACUACUUUAGCCAAAGCUAAAGAAGCAAGAAAACUAGCUGACAAGGAGCAUUUUAAGACGAUUCCUAAACUCUUUGGUGAAAUGGCUAAUCGUUAUCGCGAAAGAGACGGGGGCUACACUCGAAUUCACCGAAUAGGCAACCGUGUUUCUGAUAAUGCACCCAUGGCAGUUUUAGAAUAUGUUGACGCACCAGGUGAUUUGAAAUAUGAGAUGUUAAUCAAACAACUUGCUCGAAGAGAACUUGACCCAUCUCUGAAAGUUCCGACCACAUUUAAUGGAGAAGGUUAUUCACCAUUGAGAAAAAAGCGCGAAUUCAAAAAAUGGCUAGGCAGACUUAUGGCACAGAGGAAAUUCGAAAAACAAGUGGAAAAAAUGCUGAAAUGCAAGAAAAUGUCACCUAAAGAUUUAGACAGAGAAAUCCUGCAGGAAAUUCGUAACCUUAACAUUGCUGAAGAACGCAAAGCAGAUAUGAGAGUUAAAUACAAGUUAAGAAUGAAAGAGGGUAUAUCUGAAAGUGUGAAAAUAGGUAGAGAGACAAAAAGAAAACGCUCUUCUCUUCGUUGCGAUUGUAAAUGGCGAGUGGUCCUCUUUAGAAAUGAACAAGGUAAUCAAUGGGAAUUUCGAAAGUCGGUAAACCCUCAGCAUUCGGAACAUAAUCAUGACCUGACCUCUCCAGAACAUAUUCCUGAGCCAUGGCCUCCAAAUGUUCUGCAACGAAUUGCCGAUCUUGCAAAUUCUGGUUUAUCAACUGGUGACAUAAGAAGUGCAAUGCAAUUGGAAUUUCCGAAUUUGUUAUGGGAUGAAAGGAGGUUCUAUAAUCGCCUAGCUGAAGAAAGGAAAAAAUUGAAAAUAAGAGACACUGAACAACGUGUCAUUGAUACAAUAGCUUUGGCGGCUCGUCUUGCCUCUUUGGCAUGUUCCAAUAGAGAAUAUACUGAUAAAGUUCACUCUGUUCUUCAUAAAGCAUUUGAAGAUAUCUGUAGAUGUGCUAAAAUUGAUCCUUCAUCUGUCUUUAAUGACAAUUUAUCAACUUAUGGUGAUAUGACUGUAAUAACGCCAUCUACGUCAUCAACUGCAGAUAUCAUAUGCACUUAUCCUGCUGGCAUAAUAACUGUUAAAAACAUUCCUGGUCAAAAAGGAAGACCUUCAAAAAAGAAUUUACAACAAUUACAACCUAAUAAACCGAUCCCACAGUCUCAAUGUCAACUCGAUCAAAUAGAUAAUACAAUGUCUCAAAACAUAUUAACUCCACCAAACGAACAUUCUCCACAAUUAACACAACAACAAAUUAAUAUGUCCUUACCUCUACAAACACAAACCGAAUCAUCACCUCAAUCAAAUUAUCAAAACGAACCGUUGUCUUCUCAAUUACAACAGCAAAACGAUUUACAUUUCCGAAAUGAACUAAGCUUUCCUCGACUACAAAACAAAGACUUAAUGCUAUCACAAUUAAAUGCUCAAAAUGUAUUAAUAUCUCCGCAUAUACAAAAUUCUUCUACUUUAACACCACAAACCCAACCGCGAAUGCAAAUUCCCUCUCAAUCGUAUUUUCAUUCUCAAGAACCCGUUACACGAGAGGGCAUGACAGGGUUGGGUCAGUUCCCACGAGAGCCAGGAGUUGAUAUAAGAAUUGAUAAAUUCCAUAAUAUGACUGAACUUGAGACUUCUCAAAAAUUUGAAAUGCCUACAACUAUUGAUAACAAUAUCGAUAUGAAAUUUAACGCCUCUUCAAGUAUUGUUGACACUUCACCUUUAGUACCAACAAUAAGGUCCCAAAAUACAAUUGGGUUUAAUAAUGCACCAAGACUUGAGAAUACCAAUACUUAUGAAAAUAUAACCAACUUUGCAAGUAUUAAUUCCAGGAUUGAUACUCCCACACCUUAUAAUCAAACAGAAGUUAAUAGAAUUUUCACGUCUGGGAUUCAACCUUACAACUCACCAACAGUAAAUAGAAUUUUCACGUCCGGAAUUCGAGUUCCGGACCGGAUGUCAAUUUGCCAACCGGGUUACACAUAUAACCCUUAUUACUCAAAUCAAUGA
Molecule: messenger RNA, 2142 nt
Organism: Scutellospora calospora
Lineage: Eukaryota; Fungi; Glomeromycota; Glomeromycetes; Diversisporales; Gigasporaceae
Source: the annotation of a GenBank genome assembly